Messenger RNA from Mesoplodon densirostris (Blainville's beaked whale), 2867 nucleotides. RefSeq names its product ELOVL fatty acid elongase 6 (gene ELOVL6). The record is from RefSeq and is a predicted model, not a curated record. NCBI's taxonomy places the organism in Eukaryota, Metazoa, Chordata, Mammalia, Artiodactyla, Ziphiidae. The coding region runs from base 137 to 934 and encodes 265 amino acids. The transcript is spliced from 5 exons. Gene Ontology annotation, cellular component: endoplasmic reticulum membrane; endoplasmic reticulum. Gene Ontology annotation, biological process: fatty acid elongation, monounsaturated fatty acid; sphingolipid biosynthetic process; very long-chain fatty acid biosynthetic process. Gene Ontology annotation, molecular function: fatty acid elongase activity.
ACGUGCGGGCACUAAGACCGCAAGGCAUUCGUUUCCUCCUACUGUGGAUGCGGACGCCCGGAGGAGGAGAGUCCCAGAGCGAGGAGCUGGGAGCAGAGGCACAGAGAACACGUAGCGACUCCGAAGAUCAGCCCCAAUGAACAUGUCAGUGUUGACUUUACAAGAAUAUGAAUUCGAAAAGCAGUUCAACGAGAAUGAAGCCAUCCAGUGGAUGCAGGAAAACUGGAAGAAAUCUUUCCUGUUUUCCGCUCUGUAUGCUGCCUUUAUCUUCGGUGGUCGGCACCUAAUGAACAAACGGGCGAAGUUUGAACUGAGGAAGCCAUUAGUGCUCUGGUCUCUGACCCUUGCAGUCUUCAGUAUAUUCGGUGCUCUUCGAACUGGUGCUUAUAUGGUGUACAUUUUGAUGACCAAAGGCCUGAAGCAUUCAGUUUGUGACCAGGGUUUUUACAAUGGACCUGUCAGCAAAUUCUGGGCUUAUGCAUUUGUGCUAAGCAAAGCACCCGAACUAGGAGAUACAAUAUUCAUCAUUCUGAGGAAGCAGAAGCUGAUCUUCCUGCACUGGUACCACCACAUCACUGUGCUUCUGUACUCCUGGUACUCCUACAAGGACAUGGUUGCCGGGGGUGGUUGGUUCAUGACUAUGAACUAUGGCGUGCACUCCGUGAUGUACUCUUACUAUGCCUUGCGAGCAGCGGGUUUCCGAGUCUCCCGGAAGUUUGCCAUGUUCAUCACCUUGUCCCAGAUCACUCAGAUGCUGAUGGGCUGUGUCGUUAACUACCUGGUCUUCCACUGGAUGCAGCAUGACCAGUGUCACUCUCACUUUCAGAACAUCUUCUGGUCCUCACUUAUGUACCUCAGCUAUCUUGUGCUCUUCUGCCACUUCUUCUUUGAGGCCUACAUUGGCAAGAUGAGGAAAACAAUGAAGGCUGACUAGUGUCGGAACUGAGGAGGAAGCCAUAGCUCAGGGUCAUCAAGAAAAAUAAUAGACAAAAGAAAAUGGCACAAGGAAUCACAUAUGGUGCAGCUAAAACAAAACAAGACAUGAGAAAACACACAACCCAAAGCAGCUUAGGGAUAAUUAGGUUGAGUUAACCCAGUAAGUUUAUGAUCCUUUUUGGGUGAGGACUCACUGAGUACACCUCCAUCUCAAAGGACUGCUGCUGGAAGACCCCAUUCCCUCUUUAUCUGUCAACUCUAGGACAAAUGAGAACAAAAGUGGGCCAGAGGCAGAGAAAGAGAAGGCAAACAAAAGCUAUUAACAGUAUAUGAAAAAAAAAUGUACUUACUAAGUGUUAUAUUUCUCUAAGGAUCAAAGAAGUUUACUUAAAAAAUUGUGUGAACCCAUACACACAAUCCUUUCUAAUCUUUUUUGACACUAAACUGGAGCCAACAGAAAAGAUAAAAAUGGAAGAGAUACACAAUAAUGCUUUUGCAAAAAUGAAAGCCUUUUUAAGAAAGGUUGGCAGUUGUAGCCCCCAUGAGAAAAGAUGUCUUAAUCACCUCCUGAGAAAAUGGAUAUAAACAACUAUAUUUCAACUAAGAGAAAGGCUUGUUUCCCUUCAUCGCACAGCCUCAGUCUAGUGAGUUUGCCAAAACCAAACAGGGCACAAUAUUUUUCCAGGGUUCUUCCUGGGAGGAAGGAAAUAAUGCAGCCCAGUUCCUAAAAGGGCAGCCCCAUCUCAGAGCAUUUCUGAUAGUUUAAUUUCUACCCCUAAAUGAGGUAGGAAGCAUUAUCCUUUGUUCUGUUGCCUCAGGCUUUCAAACAGAGGAGUAAAUACAGAAUUUAAAAGAUACAACUCAAUCAAAUGAUUUGAAAAAUCGACUCUCUACUACCUGUAAAAAGGUGCAGUGCUGUACCGUUCUUGAGCUGGGAAAGAGAAAAGGACAGUGGGAAAGGAGUGAGCCGAAGAUCAAUAUAAUAGAUAAUAAGUAUACCCCUCCCUCGGUGACUUCACACAUAUUCAUAACGUUCAAAUGAAACCCUAUGGUACAGUCCAUAUUUUCUAUAUUUUUGUGAAUUUCACACAACCUGCAGGGCUCUUCUUGAUCUUGGGUAAACACUGUGUUUCUGCAUCAUCUGCAUUUGCUCCCUAAGGCAAUGCAGAGGUGUUUAAAGUGCCCUCUGCUGGUCGAGUGGAGAUACUUUGACAAACACACUUCAUGGCAAGUUUGGCUGGAACAGUUGACAACAAAGGGCCCCUUAUAGACUUAUUCUUCAAAUUUUAAAUGAUAUAAAAUACUCACCAUAUUUUUGGCCAAAUCAGAAGACAUUCUUCCUGCUUCAAGUCAGCUUCAGAAAUUUUUUUAAAAGGGACUUUUGCUCUGGAACUCAGAAAAUUGAUUUAUUAAGAGCCAUAUUCUUUAAAAAAAAAAAAAGCUAGAUAACAUCUGUAAUAUUUCAGUCCUUUUCAAGCCAAAUAAAUGUGUAAACAUUCCUAGUAUUUCAAAGAAGCAAUUAUGUCAAGGUGUUCAAUGUGAUAUAAUAGUAUUCUCAUUGGUUACGUAGCUAAAUGAUUAGACAAACUAGAUGAAAAAAUUAGGGGCCACUACACUGCAUAGAUUAGACACGCAUUACCACACGUAUAGGCACACAGAUGAGGGGUCCAACGAACUUCAAAGCCCAAAUGAAUAGAAACACAUUUUCUGGCUAGCAGAAAAAGAAGCUGUUGUUUAUCUUUCUUGCUUUAUUUGAGAGUGUACAGAAAAGGGAUUUUUCAAAUUAUUUUUAUAUUAUUUUAGCUUUAAUUGUGCUGUCAUUCAUGAAACAGAGCUGCUCUGCUUCUCUGUCAGAGAUGACAAGGGCUUUCUCAGCAUCUCGUUUAUGUGUGGAAUUGAAAAGAAUAAAGUUUUAUUCCAUUCUGUGUGAA